Molecule: messenger RNA, 476 nt
Organism: Cherax quadricarinatus
Lineage: Eukaryota; Metazoa; Arthropoda; Malacostraca; Decapoda; Parastacidae
Source: RefSeq, a predicted model, not a curated record
UUCAUUCAUCAAAAUUGAUAGUCAAAACUUGCCUCUAAAGAUGACUGAGAUAUCUCUGGUUGCUUAUUGUGACUGUCGUGUUAGCUCUGUGCUGGGCAAGAACACUCGUGAGCUUGGUAAGCAGCACCUUUUUGAUGGCUCCCCUGAGAGCUGUUGGAACAGUGAUCAAGGAACACCUCAGUGGGUUGCUUUGAGAUGGAAGGAGCCAGUUGUUGUUACUGCCAUCAUUGCUCAGUUUCAGGGUGGAUUCUGUGGGUCAAUAGACACGGUAGUGGAGGUUGGGCAAGAUGGUAGUACCAGUUGGGAGGAACUAACACCUUGGCAUCUGGAGGAUGUGGGUACUGAGCAAAUCCUUCGUCUGCUGCAGCCUUGUUCCCUCUCGAGCCUUAGACUAAAUUUUAAAUCUUCUACAGACUUUCAUGGCAGAAUCAUCAUGUAUAAGUUGGAUGUAUUAGGGAAUAAAAUAUGAGAGAAAA